ACCAGCAACGCGCACUGCUAUUUUGCGCGCACGCAGCCGGUAUACGUUCGGUAAUCGAAUGACAUCCGAUCACCUGAAGAUUUUUUGUGACAGAUAGUGUUGUGCUCGUAUUUAUCCAAGUUUUUGAUAAGGUUUUUACUACGAUCGGCAUCCGGCUAUCUAAUCAACUUAUAACGAACGAUAUAAAUUAUUGAUUGCUUUUGUAGUGGAAGGGUCAUAUUCUUCAGUGAAAUAUGAGGACAUGAGAUGAGUAUUAGUGAUUUCGUAAAGUGAUGGUGUUUGUAAGCGAUGCCAGACUGGCGAUACAACGUGCUGUCGACGAGCGAGGCGUUUAUAGAUGCCGAGGGGGCUCCACCUCGCGACCCCUUCGCCGCCAGCUAUCCUCGUCGUGCAGACCGCUCUCGACCUCCGCAUACCUGUCCGUAUACAACUAUCUUCCACGGAGCCCGCUCUCAUGUUCCGUAUCGCCUGCCGCCUUUACAUAGCGAUCCCGGAGAUCCCUACGCAGAUGUAUAUUCCGUAGACCGAUCUUCCAAUUUGACGGACACCUCGAGUUUUGCUCGCUAUGAAGACUGUCGCUCUCCCGUAGAAAGCAUCCAAUCGCACACAAAAGAGCGUAACCACCCCAGUGAAAGAUUGGAUAGCAGUGUUGGAGUUCAAAUACAAAAAGUGCCAUAUGCUUCCAAUGUAUUUUUCAUAUCUACGCAAACAGAAGCAGUACAGCGAGAUGUUAACGGUGCCAACCUAUUUGUUGUCGAGGGGUCGGAAUCAGAUGCAUUGUCGUCGUGUACUUGUGACAGUUUUGAGCGAUGCGAAUUUGAUUGUAGGGAUUUUGAACCUUUCUCUGACACCUGUUGCUGUGAUCCUCUCAGUGAUGGGGUGUGUAGUCGCAGUCCGAAAGAAGUCGAAUCGCCAGAGAAUUUUUGUGAUACAAUAGUUGAAGAAGAUCGUGUAUCAGUACGGAGUGAUAUGGAUGGCUUGGAUUUGGCAUUAUUUGAGCCAGCGCAAUCUGAUCCUGUGGGAUGUGAAGGCAAUUCAGCAGAUCAAAAUACGACCUCUGUUUCUGCAGCUUUAUGCGGAAUUUUGUACGCGCUUCCUGAUAGUAGUGAUACAGCAUCGAGUGCCACGAGCGGUGCGACGUUGGGAGUGCCGCCCUCUUGGGAGCCCUUCUACUGCGUAUUGCAGCAAGAUCGACGCACGCUCACCGCCUAUACUAGCGAGGAACUUGCUGCUUCCAAUAACAACGGUGAAUAUACGACACGGAGUUUACCGCGAGUACGGAUAGAUGGCGGGACUCAAGCCGGUAACCCUGGGGUUAGACUUCGUUGUUGGGCCGCACCACCGUCCAUCACAGAAGAAGAAGCAGAAGACGAAGUGGAAGAUGAUGCUGUAUCAUUGAGAGCGCUUCCUGUUCAAGACACAUCAUAUGAAAAAGCAUGUCGGCGAGGUUCCGCACCAAGCACGCCCAUACCAGGCGCUCAGGCGCAGCACAGUCCAUCGCGUCUUGCGUCCUUCUUCUUCUCCAAGAGAUCCUUCAGAAGCAAUCCCUUGAAACGAACAAAAUCCGCCACCAAGUUGGAACGGGAGAGGAUACUCGCGGCGGUCCCUACUCAUCCAGCUACACAUGCUUUACGGACUUCAAGAUCCCAUGAAAGUUUGUUAUCGGCGCAUUCGCCCGCUGUAUCCACAAUGGAUUUGGGACCUCCAAAUCAAGUAGAAAUUCGUGCUCUACAUUCGUCGGUGCUAGGCAGGCCGCACUGUUUUGCAUUGAGUGCAGAAAACCGUGCACCUAGAUAUUUUGCUUGCGCGUCACGUAAGGAAAGAGAUAGAUGGAUAUAUAGUUUACGCCAGGCAGCACGACCCGAUGAAAUACGGACGAGGCGAUGUGAGCGAACGGUGAAGCUUUGGUUACUUGAAGCAAAAGCCAUUCCUCCCAAAAAGAGAUACUAUUGCGAGAUUCUCCUAGAUGACACCUUAUAUGCGAGAUCAUCAUCGAAACUAAAAACGGAGCUGUGCUUCUGGGGCGAGGUGUACGAGUUCAGCGCGCUGCCGGCGGUGCGCGCGAUACACGUCAACGUGUACCGCGAGCCCGAGCGGCGUGCGCGCAAGCGGGACAAGCACGCGCUUGUUGGCACAGUCCGCAUCCCAGUGGACGACGUAUCGUCCCGCUACCUGAACGAGCGCUGGUACGGGGUGAGCGAGGGCGACAAGCCGCAGUCGCCGGGCCGCGCGCCCGCGCCCGCGCCCGCGCUGCGCAUCAAGUGCCGCUACCAGUGCGUCGACGUGCUGCCGCUCGACUGCUACGCGCGCUUCCUCGACUACCUCAAGCGGAACUACCGCCGGCUCUGCGAGUACCUGGAGCCCGUCAUCGGUGUAAAAGCAAAGGAGGAUAUCGGCUGUGCCCUCGUCCUCUGCAUGGCCGGUGCUGGCUUGGCCCCACGAUACUUAGCGGAUGUAGUGGCCCUUGAUGUACGAAGGACUGGCGACCAUUCGCUUACUUUUAGAGGAAACUCGCUCGCUACUAAGAGCAUGGAGGCGUAUUUGAAACUCGUUGGUGAUCAGUAUUUACAGGACACGCUGGGCGAAGCGGUAUGCGCAGCGGCGGGUCCAAGCGCAGCGGAGUGCGAAGUGGACCCGCUGCGCGCGGGCUCGAGCGCGGCGCUGCGCCGGCAGCAGGCCGCGCUGCGGGACGCGGUCACGCUCGCCUGGCGCGCUAUAGCGGCCUCCGCACCGCGCUUCCCGCCGCCGCUGAGGGACUGCUUCGCUACUUUUAGGGAAAGACUCGCCUCGAUGGGCAGAGAAGAUAUAUCAGACAAUCUCAUCAGCGCUUCAAUAUUCUUGCGCUUUUUAUGCCCGGCUAUACUGUCCCCGAGCCUCUUUGGAAUUACUCACGAAUACCCGAACGAGCGUGCGGCACGCAACUUGACGCUGGUCGCGAAGACGCUGCAGACGCUGGCCAACUUCACGCGCUUCCAGGGGAAGGAGGCCUUCAUGGAGUUCCUCAACGACUUCCUUGAACAGGAGGCACCCAAUAUGAAGGCCUUUUUGAGAGCUAUUUCUACACGGCCGCAAGAGCAACAAGCCCAGCAACAGCCACAGCAACAACAGCAACAGCAACAGCAACAAGACAGCAAGCGCAACUCGUCCACGUCACAAGGGUCCACAACAUCAGAGUCGCAGAUAGGCAGUGUGGAAGCAGACCCCGAGUGGGCGCCACAUGUUGACUUGGGCAAGCAGCUGGCCACAUUGCAUGGCUUGUUGGUGGAUAGCCUGCCGAAACUACCCGCUGGGAGGAUACCGGAACUGGACCCACUAUCCGACAUAUUGGAAGAACUUUCUAAGAAGUUAGUUAGCAACGAUAUCGGACCGACAACCCAAAUGACUGAUAAUAUAUUUAGGUUCAACGAUCCCACUUGCAACACACCAACGAAACAAAACAAUGAAAACGUUGUUUCCAACGGUCCAAUAAACAGUAACUUCGCUCACAGUUCACCCAUCAUGAACAAAAACGGGGUCCAAUUCAACAUAAGUCCGUCGAAAUCUAACGCAGAUGAAUCGAAGUACAAAGGAUCAUACGUAACUGUGUCCAAAUCGCCCAGUUUUAAUUUACGCUCCGCAACGCUACCCAGAAAUGGAUAUGGCUCGAGCCCGGGAAACCAAAAUGUUAACCCGGACAGAUACAGCUCACAAUACAACAACCAAGAGCACUGCGUUAACUUGAAAGUCGUACAAAUUGGUUUCGGCUCGGAUCAAUAUCCAAAAGGCAUCAGCAAUGGCUUGAACGAAAGCCUCGAGAGACGUUUCCAAGACAGAUACAAGCCAAACAAUAAUUUCAAUCAACAGCACUAUCACAAUAAUUCUAAUUACAGCAGCACCGAAAGAUCUCCGAGUAGCGAUAGUAUUAAUCACAAUUAUUGCACAAACGAAAUGCAGAAUAUCAUAAAAGAAACUGCCACGUUAGAUGAGUUGUCAGAUUUGUUGAAAUACGCAGAUGAUUCCGAUAUAGUUGACGAAAAGAUUAUGAACAAAAAGAAUAUAGCUCAAUCGAAAUCGAACAACAAUAUCGUGAACGGGAACAAAAAUUACACAAACAACGGCUCAAAUGUUUCUAUUAGUGGUUUGUCGAAUGUCGCCAGUUCCGGUUACCAAAGCAUCGCUACGUACAGCCAAAGUUCUAGUCCCAUCGAGAAUACUACACAUCAUCAUCAGCCCUAUGAAAACGGCGGACAACCUUUGAGUCGCUAUUCGCAGCUAAAUUACCAAAAACAAAGAGAUAAACAGUAUUACGACAGUAAAAACGAAAAGUUCUAUCCAAAGAGCCCAGUGCAACAAAAAAUCGAAUACGACAUUCAGAAAUAUGGCAUACAAAACUUUACCACUGCCGAUAAUGUACAAAAUAACACAAAUUCAAACUCAAAAAUUGCUCCAUUGGUGUUCACGAAUCCCGUUUAUAAUAUGGAGGAUAAUCGACAAUCGCAAGAAAAUAAAAAGAAUGAAAAUAGAAACUCCAAACGGUGUCCAUGUGGCUCAUCCAGUUCAUCCAUAGAUGAGGAGGGCUUGAGCACUGACAACGCGGAGACUAAUUCUGAAGAGGGUUCUACCAACUUCAAUGACGAUGGUAGAAACUUCGACCAACAGAAUCAUAACAGUACCCACCGAAAACUCACCAGAGAUAAUUGUAAUUAUGAAGAUGUCUAUCAGAGGAGUAAUCACAGUAACUCUCCUAGAAUAAGGGACGACGAAUCGUCUAGUAAUUCGCCAAGUCUACGCAAAAGUAGCAAGACGCGAAUGCCCAGAACAAACCCUAUGCUCUCUUACUCGACUAACCAAAAUCAACUCAACCUCAAACACUUCGGACAGAGAGGCGAGUCGCUGUAUGAAAGUAAACCGCACCACAUAUCCACGGAUUCAGGGUAUCCGAUGAGUAGAUCGGAUUCGAACGUCGAAGAAGUGAAUAAAGAGAUGUAUCGACUGCAGAUAUCGAGGAGUCAGAAAGCGUUGUACAAUAUGGAGAAUGCGAAGAAUUCUCCCGAGAAAUUUGUAAACGACAACUCUAUUCCGGAGACGAAUUAUCCGCUGGAUAGAGCUUAUUCGGGUGCAAAGAUGUCUAGCAGUAGAUUGAACGAGGAUAUGGAGAGGCAUCAGGAUUAUUAUGGUGUGAGGGAAAGACGGGAAUCACCGUCUCGUGUGUUCAGUAGGGAGUCUCACUCGAGUGAGGCGAGUGAACGCGUCCCAGUGAGGACUGAGAGGGACAUCCCAGCGAGAGACAAACUGCAGCGACGACUCAGUUUGGAGUCUGCGCGGGAACUCACUGACAGUUCAGAUGAGAUGGACGACACGCUCUACAGCACUACGGGACGGAGACGGACCAAGCAUCAUAGAACUAUUGAACAGUAUGAGCGUGAAAUAGAACGACUAAAAUGUUCAGUGGAAUUGUUGCGCGGACGGCUCGGUCCCACCGACGCUGGCACAGACCACACCGAUGCUAAGAUGAAGGCUAUUAUAUCAAGGUUAAUCUGCGUGGAGGAGGAGUUACGGCGCGAGCAACGCAAGAUGGCGGCCGCGCUGUCACACAAGCAGCGCGUCAUAGAAGCGCAAGAGCACAGAAUAGCCGCGCUCGAUGAAGCAAACACGCGGCUUCUCUCCGCGUUAGUGCAUUUACAGCAGCGGGCCCCACACCCCGCGCCCGCACACAACAAUAGCACUCACUCGCCACACUCUCAUCAGGAACUACAAAUCUAGAACUUUCUCUAACGAUUCGCAAUAGCAACGUUAUUUUUUUCAAUCUGACGGGCUGUGUUCACAAUGGGCAGCGUUGUCGAAGCAAUCACAAUAGUGUAGAAGAUCGAUCGUCAUUGUAGAUGUUUAUUCAUAAUAAUUGCCGUAAUGGCGGCAAACAUCGACGAUUAUUUGUUGGGCCAACGCUGCGCUUUAUGAAGAGAGCCCAUAACGAUUCUUUACAGUUUGACAAUAGCAACGUUCUUUUUUCAAUCUGAAAUAUAUGUAGGGCAUUAUUAAAAUUCGAUUUCUCAUAUUACUCUGUAACGGUUUUGCAUUAAUCUUUGUAUAGUAGUAAUUGGUAGUCUCAUAUAUUCUCAUUUAAUUUGCACAAACUAUGACGAACAAGACGUAUAAGUUAAAAUGCAUUUCUAAUUAUGACAUUUCUGUUGUAACCCUUUAUUGAAAUUAUUGUUAUUGUAUUAUUUUAACUUAAUGUGGAUCACAAUUGUUUAAUUUGCCAUUUAUUUUGUUAACGUUGUUACGUUAGUUUUAAUGACAUAUGCUUUAAAUCAAUUUAUCGAGCUCUACACCAGUAUUCUGUAUAAUAUUCUGAUUUCAAAGUGAAGUUUUUUGUUUUCUAUAACAAUGAUACCAAAGACGAUGAAUAUCCCUUAACUAGAGUUAUGGUGGCGUAUUCUGCGAUUGUAUCUCUAAUUGUAUUUUAAUGUGUUAUAGAUUUUAUAAUAUUAUAAGACUUGUAUGAUAAUAAGUAGAAGUAUGAUUAUUUGUAGUGGCUCGGCAUUGGAAUAGAAGAGAAAUAUUUUUAAUACCUUUGAGUAUUACGUGCGUAGAGUUUAGUGAUGUGAAUGGAAAAUUGUAUGAUUUCUUUUUCUGCAUUUCGGAAAUGCUCUAACAAAUAUCCUCUAUUGUAACAAUUUUUGAGUAUGCAAUCGAUAGACAUUCAACAACUUAGUUGUUUUACAGUGAAAAUUUAAUUUUUAAGCCAUAAAUUUUGUUAAAUAUACCCGCAUAGGUAUGUUAUAAUAUACUUAUCACAUUAAAUUAUGAAUUACA
This is a messenger RNA of Colias croceus (clouded yellow), 6795 nucleotides long. RefSeq names its product ras GTPase-activating protein raskol (gene raskol). The transcript has 20 exons. The coding region runs from base 289 to 5742 and encodes 1817 amino acids. NCBI's taxonomy places the organism in Eukaryota, Metazoa, Arthropoda, Insecta, Lepidoptera, Pieridae. Gene Ontology annotation, biological process: regulation of GTPase activity. The record is from RefSeq and is a predicted model, not a curated record.